CUCGCGAUAUCUGGAGGGCGGGCGCCAGCCUUCUGGGCUUGCAGCCUUGGCCGGCUCUCGCGAGACUUAUCGGGAAUCGGAGUUCGGGAGCCGGCCGUGAGGAAAGCGGGAGCCGCGGGUGGGGAACAUGUCGGAGUCUGACCUCGGCAGGAAGUGGGACCGGUGCUUGGCGGAUGCAGUCGUGAAGAUAGGUACUGGUUUUGGAUUAGGAGUUGUUUUCUCUCUUACCUUCUUUAAACGAAGAAUGUGGCCCUUAGCCUUUGGUUCUGGCAUGGGAUUGGGGAUGGCCUACUCCAACUGUCAGCAUGAUUUCCAGGCUCCAUAUCUUCUGCAUGGAAAAUAUGUCAAAGAGCAGGAGCAGUGACUUACACCGAGAACACCCAGUUGGAGGAAGAGAAAUCAUGUUUAUUCCUCAGGAAUACUGAAGUGCCCUGGAGUAAGCGGACACUCUUCUGUAGCAGUGUUAUCAGUAAUGCUUUAAACUCCAGCACACUGUUUAUGUAUUUGAAACCAAGUCUGUUUCUUGUUUUGUAUUUUUUCUCUGGAAAUCGUAAGGAGGUGAUCUUAAAAGAAAUAAAUUUACAAAGGAAGUCCAGUGCACGGCAUUCAUUUCUUUGCCUUUAGCCUGAGCUUCAGGAGGACUCCAUUUGUAGCACAUGGUCACAGCUGCUGUGCUCUUCUGCAGCCACAGCCAGUGUGCACUCUUCACCACUGCCCCCUCAAGCAUAGUUCCCAGAACUGUUUGUCCCUCAGAAGAUGAAGGUUGCCGAUGGAGAUGACUAACGUCUUGUGGAGCUUUCCUCAUUGGAGCAACUCUUUAGGCCUGUUGCUGGUUCUCACUAGCAGACCUGGCAGGGCUCAUCUCAGCUGUGCCUGCUACACACUGCGGUCAAGCAGCUGUUGUAUUAGUGGGACUUGAACUUGACUGGAUGGCUCCCUACAUUGAUUACAAGCCGCAUAGCAUCAUGGAGCUUGGUGCAGUCCAAGCUUCAGCCCCAGGGGUUUUCUCCUGGCAGUGGAGAGAGCUAGGGGCACACCUACCUGGCUGGUAUGCUACAGUUGGGGUUGCCUUUAUUUUCAUGUAGCAGCUAGGUCUAGGUUUGAGGACAAAGGGACUAUAUCUAAUACAUCUCUGUGAGUUUGUUCUUAGUUUCACUUGAAUUGUGUGGGUGGGACACAAAAAGAGUAUAUUAGCAAUUUCUUCUCAUAAUGUAUAGAACCCCAGAGCUCAGAUUUUCAUGUCUUAUUUUUCUCCUUAUAAUAAAAAUAAGAUGGGCCAGGUGUGGUGGUGCAGGCCUAUAGACCCAGGACUUGGGAGGCUGAUACAGGAGGAUUGCCAACCUGAACUAUAUAGCAGAGACUCUUGUCUCAAAAAAAAGAUGGGCAGAGCUUGAUCCCGUUGCCUUUUUUCUUGUAAAUGUUAAUUGAGCAUUUUCUGUGCUAGGGACUAUUGUAGGUAGCAGAGAUAAAUGAAUAAAAAUACACUGGCUCCUGCAGCUUAAGAGUGAUAGACAUGCAGACACUUGUGAUUCUGAAAGUAAAUUGUUUUAACAGGGAGGCAGGCUGUGGAGACGAGGUGCAGUGAGAACAAGGGAGAAGGUGCACCCAAGCGUCCACAGGACGGACUUGCAGAGGAUGGAAUGGGGAAGAGAAGGAAAGUAGCUCUGUGAAGGCUCAGAAUCACAGAAGUACACAUCAUAGCUGGGAAACAAGUAAUUCAUGCAGCUAGAGUGAGCAGAGGCAAGGGAGGGGUGCGGAGGGCUUGGCUGGAUAACCACUCUGGGGAAUCUAGUGCCUCACCCCAGUUUUAUACAUCGAUUAGAAAUUAGAACUUGUGCUGUGAUGAGUACAUUCAGAGUAAGAACCCUGUCCCUUUUCCCUCCCUCACUCUUCACCCACUCCCCUUUCCUGAAGGAUCCGCUAGGCUCUGGACCUGGACAGGCAGUAGUGGCUCUCUGCGAAAGAUGGGCUGAGCCCAGUAUUGUAAAGUCAUGGCCAUGGCAUGCCACAGCCACUCAGUGUUCUUUAUGUGGCCCUCUUCAUUCCAUAAUCAAAGCAACCCAUAUAAUUAAAAGAGAAACAACCAUGUGACCCGGUUCAUCUCUUCUCUCUCUAUUUUUUUUCUAUAUUUGUUUUAAAAGUCAGAAUUUGGGCAUGUAGCUCAGUGGUAGAGCACUUGCCUAGCAUAUGCAAGGCCCUGGGUUUGAUUCCCCAGUAGCAUACACACACACAAAAGUUAGUAUUCAUUUUAUCUUCAUUUCCACCUGUCUUUCCCACAUUUGCUUUAAGAGUUAGUAUUCUCCCCUCCCCCUAAUUUUUCCAUCUUCAUUUAGGCAGAGAUAAGAAUAACAAAUCCUCGUCCAAAAAAGACAAAGACAAACAGUGUGCUCACAAAUUUUCUAAAUGCAUCAGAACAACAAGGUAGUCAGGAACAUUGGAAUAAAACUUCUCUAUCUUGUCAGUUGCUAGGUUUUAAGGGAUCGGUUUGAAUGAAUCCCUUUGCCCUGCACCUUUGAAGCAACACUAAAUUGCUUUGAGGAACUGGUCAAGCUCUGUGAAGGAACAGUUUUGGGCAAAAGCCAGGUAAAGAAGCAAGGAUUGACUAUUUGAUUUAGUCCCAGAGUACUUUGUAUUCCCACCUUGUAGCUCUUAGCAAAGACUGGCUGGAAGCACAAUUCUUGAUCUUGUCCCUACUCUGCCUUCAUCUCACAUCAACCUUCAGAAAGUUCUAGCUUGUUGCCAAAGGCAAUUUUUAAGUUUUAUGAGAAAUUCAAGUCCUCUGGGGUCCCUGUUCCCUUGGGGUUGUAAAACUUUUUGACUUUGCCUCUUGUCUGCCCUUCUGGAACCAAAUACAAGAAAAUUCAUGGGUUUGGGGAGAGAGUGCUCAGAACCCAACUGGACACAAGAUACUAGGAUAAAGCUGUGGCACCCCAAAAGUGGCCUACUCUGCCAACAUAUAUAAAUACAUACAGUCUGAGCUUGAUGCUGUAUAAUUUGGCCCCAAACAGUAUGUAUUUUGAACUCAUUUAGGUGAAUAAUUUUGGCAUUCCAAGUAGCCAGUGGGGAGACCUCAUCAGGCACAUUUGCUUCAUGCAGAAGUGCUCCUUUGUUCUGAGAAAUGGCCUCAAACACACUCUGCUGAGCUGUCUCCUUUAGUGAGUGUCAUCCUCUCUCAUCAGUUUCAAAAAAAUCUAAGAAUACAAUCUUGAAAUCCUGCCUAUAAGAAAUGCAGAGAUUGGGAAUGAAGAUGACUGUGUAGUUUUGCUAUUUAGUUUUCCCAAACCUCACUGUUCAGGUUUUUUUUUAUGUAACCAAGCCAUAAUUGCAUUUUACUUGUCAUGGUUCAGUCUGAUUGUAUCGUUGGAAAGACUAUUUUUGAACCUGUCCAAAUAAACGCUGCAAAGUGUUUCCACAAUGAUGUACUUCACGGGGCUGGGACAGCUUCAUCCUGAAUGGUCCUGGGACACAAAUGGUUUCCUGUUGCAUGCUUUAUAAUUACAUAAAUGCAAAGCAGUGGAAGGGAGAAAGUGGAAAUUCUAAGUACCGAAAGGAAUGUUAAAUUUGGAAUAAUAAGCUCAUCUGGAAGCCAUCAUCACUUUUUCCUUUAAGUGUGCUGCAAGCCCCACUCACCCUGGACACCAAAGGACAGUAUCAGGGCACAGUACACAGGGGCACAUUGAGUAGAUUCUGGGACAAGUGUGGGUCAGUGAUCAUUGUCACAGUGGUAAAGGACCUGAAGGAAGGGGACAGGCAGAACCAAGCAGAGUCAGGGCCGGAAGGCUGUAGGAAGGCCCCAGCUCCGAGCAUCCAUUCCAUUGCUUACUUGUCAAGGGACUUUGAGGGAUGUUCUUAAUCUCUUCAAACACCAGGUUCCUCAUUUGCAAAGGAAAAAAAUUCUACCCUAUAAGCUCUAAGAGCCAAAUAUAUGUGCUACCACAUGUAUAAAAAGAGGUCAUUGGGGCUGGGGAUAUAGGUCGGUGGUAGAGUGCUUGCCUGGCAUACACAAAGCCCAGGGUUUGAUCCCAAGCACUGGAAAAUAAAAAGAGGUUGUUGCUAUUGGAAUUAAAAUACAGAGGACAUGACACUAUUGGUGCGCAGUGAGGGCAUUGUUUCAGAACAGAGCAUAGUCUUUGGCCGUUAGGGUCAAAAUCUGCAAGAUCCAAUGGAGAGAAUGUAUUUUAAGUGAUUUUGUCCACACUCCCUACUUCCAUCUCACCAGCCUUGAGAAAGUUCCAGCUUGUUGCCAAAGGCACACAUUCUAUUCUAUAAGUUUCAUUAGAAAUUCAAGUCCUCCAAGGUUCUGUUUCCUUGUGGGGUUGUGAAACUUUUGACUUUGCUUCUUGUCUGCCCUUCUGGAACAAACCUAAAAGUGGUGACUUUUAGUUUCACUCUAUUAGGAGUGAUGCCACUGUAGCUGCUUGCCUUCUGAAACUUCACACUAACUUUUAAAAAAAAUCACUUAUAUGCUCAGCACAUGGGCUCAGUGCUAGGCUAGGAGGGGGAGGAGGAAAAAGAUGCUGAAGAAAUAGAAGGGACCUCGAGGACUUAGGGAGCAUCUGUCCCAAUAGGAAACCAGACUAUUACUGAGUACUUGUAUCUGGGAUAAUUAGUCUCAGUUGUUUGAUCCUCACUUGAAGGAUUCAGAGCCAGAAGGUGUAGCUCGAGAUAAGAUGUUAAGAAUUGGUGGAGCAGCCGGGUGUGGUGGUGCAUGCCUGUAAUCCCAGCACUCAGGAGGCUAAGGCAGAAGGAUCACCAAGAGUUCGUGGCCAGUCUGAGCUACAUAUUGAGUUCAAGGUCAGCCUGAACUACAUAGUGAGAUCCUGACUCAAAAAACAAACAAAAAACUAAAUGCAAAUGAAUAAUACCAAAUAAAAAAUCAACCACAAUUCUUAAAAAAAAAAAAAAAAAGAAUUGUUGGUGGAGGUAGGGCAGGUGAUGUCAAUAGAGACUAGGAAAAAAGCUCAAUAUCAACUGUCUUCAAGUCAUUUAUUCCUAGUCUAGCCAGUUUGAACUAGCACAACUUAUUUUGAUCAUCUUAAGUGAGAAUAUAUGAUAGUUUUAUUGAGCAUAUACCAUGUUCUAGUUACUAUUUUAAGGCUUUACAUACAUCAUGAUGCUUGAUUUUUACAAUAAUCCACUGCCUAAGCUACAUAGUAAAUUCAAGACCAGCCUCAUCUACAUAGCAAGACCCUGUCUCAUAAAAAAAAAAAAAAAA
Messenger RNA from Heterocephalus glaber (naked mole-rat), 5215 nucleotides. It is a transcript of the gene Micos10, whose product is annotated as mitochondrial contact site and cristae organizing system subunit 10. The record is from RefSeq and is a predicted model, not a curated record. Lineage: Eukaryota; Metazoa; Chordata; Mammalia; Rodentia; Bathyergidae. Gene Ontology annotation, cellular component: mitochondrion; mitochondrial inner membrane; MICOS complex.